Molecule: messenger RNA, 1479 nt
Organism: Komagataella phaffii GS115
Lineage: Eukaryota; Fungi; Ascomycota; Pichiomycetes; Pichiales; Pichiaceae
Product: Transmembrane protein subunit of the glycosylphosphatidylinositol transamidase complex
Exons: 1
Coding region: 1-1479 (492 amino acids)
Biological process (GO): attachment of GPI anchor to protein
Cellular component (GO): GPI-anchor transamidase complex
Source: RefSeq, a predicted model, not a curated record
AUGUCUGAAUCCAAAUCAGAGAUUCUACCCCCUGAGCCGGAGGAGGAGAGAUCGCUGAGAACUCUUAUCUUUAUUUCGGUUUUCUCAGUCAUUGUGUUACUAGGCGUGCCUCUUUGGUUCCUCACUACAUCGUUAUACAGAGCGGAACUUCCAGUGGAAGAGAUCAACAAUCUGUCCUCUACUCUCAAAUCACAAAUUCACUAUGAUAUCCCCUUUUAUAUCGAACUACCGAAACCUAUGCGAUAUUUGGUUUUGGAGACACAGGAGUUACUUGAUUCAAAGUUGGCACAAUUGUCCAGCGAGCAUCCAUUUGACGUGGAUUAUCACGUUUCUUUGAUUUCAGGGCCCAAGAAGAGUGAUUUAGAUUAUCAAAUUGAACUGGUCAACUCAGAAGAUCCUAAUGGCGAAGGGCUGUUUAUUUCCCCCUAUGAGAGGAGAAUUGUAAUAAGAAAUAGUGAGAAUGUUGUUGUCAAUAAGUUGGUACCAGAUUUCAUUUCAAGAGUCAUUCUAGAUGAGGUACUCAAGUAUGAGAUCUCCGUUCAUCAAGGGUUGCUAACCACUAAUUCUGGCUUUGAAAUUCCAUUCAAAGAUAAACUGAAGCUUACCUUCAACUUAUUCAAGGGCGACGGACUGCCGAUUGAUUGGGAUACUUCCAGUCUUGAAAGAUAUUUGGAUGGUGCCCUGGAAAACUUUCGUACUUAUCUGGACUUGCGAGUGGAAACUCAGGUGAUCUAUUUUGCUUCUUUGAACAUUAACAAGGAUAACUUAAUAAUAGAAGAUGGUCAGUAUUUGUUAACUGAGAGAAAUUUAUCAAGUUUUAUCAAUUAUUCCGAUUGGGGAUUGGAAGAUUCAACCACCACGGAUCCAACGUUGAACUUUAUCAUUUACAUUCCAUCUGAAGAUACCAGACCGUUGAAAGUUCAAAAUUCCGAGCACAACUCUUUUUUGAUAGCCCAAUACGGGGGAGUUCUUAUUCUAAACGAUAUAGUGGAUAACCAACUCUCUGAAACCGACUUGAUGCCUAUAUUGGACAUAUUUACUUCUCAACUAUACAAGCUGAUCGGGGUACCUGAGCACAUAGAAUCGUUAACACCCAAAUCUCCUCAGAUACGUGUAGAUAUCAUGAUGAGAUUGAAAAUUAUAGAGAACUUGCAGUUGGCAGUCGACAACUUGAAAUCGCUGAUCACUUUGUCCAAGAGGUUAUCCACAAUCAAUAUUCCAGAUUUCACCAUAGAGCAUGUCAAUUCUGCUAUAGAAAACAUCAAUCAAUCUAUUGACAAGCUUAAUUCUCGUGAAUUUGUUGAUAGUCUAAAGCUAUCUAACGAAGCCAUCGAAGAAUCAGACAGAGCAUUUUUUAGUGAGAACAUGGUUCAGCAGGCGUACUUCCCAGAUGAGCACAAAAUGGCUGUUUAUUUGCCAUUGAUUGGUCCAAUCGUUAUGAUUACUUGCUUAAUGUUCUUGAGAGUCAUGAAGAAGUAA